This is a messenger RNA of Dovyalis caffra, 2670 nucleotides long. The record is from the annotation of a GenBank genome assembly. Lineage: Eukaryota; Viridiplantae; Streptophyta; Magnoliopsida; Malpighiales; Salicaceae.
AUGGGGGCUGAUCAACGGAGAAAACGGCUUAAUGCUGCCAGCCUUGCUGGCUGUAGUUCCUGGGAGCCCUACAAAACCAAAAAGAACAAGAAAUCAAAGAAUGACGUGCAUGCAAAAUCUCUUAUUUCUCUUGAGUGGGAUGGCAACCGAAAAAAGGUAGUUGCCAAAAGGGAGCAAAUUGGCAUCAGUCGGACAGAUUUGAGGCCUUUUAUUGAUUCUGUUCCACAGCAUCAUAAUCCUUUAGCAGAUGUUUUUGCUGUUCCUCGAGAAGUUUUUGAGUUGCAGAAUUUGGCAGAGGUCCUUUCGUAUGAGUCUUGGCAAACUCAUUUAUCAGAAAAUGAGAGAAACUUUCUUAGGCAGUUUCUACCUACAGGACUAGGUGCAGAAGAAGUUGUGGAAGCAUUGCUUUCAGGGGAUAACUUCCAUUUUGGAAAUCCAUCACUCAGAUGGGGUGCUUCACUUUGCUCUGGUGAUCUUCACCCUGAUGUGGUUCUUUAUCAGGAACAGCGUCUAAAGGCUGAUAAAAAAGCAUACUACUCCGAGUUACAAGAUUAUCAUAAUGACAUGAUAACAUAUUUGCAGAAGUUGAAGGACACAUGGGAAAGUAGCAAGGAUCCAGAAAAGGAAGCUUUGCAGAAGAUAUGGAGGAGGCCAAGAAGUGAUGCAGAUAAAAGAAUUUCCCUUUGCGACAACGAGUCUAAAUUUUAUGACCUUGGGGAGAAUGUGGUGGCAACAUCCGAAUCCUGCUCCUUGGUUGCAGAGGAGAAAGCAUCCAGCAGCGAUAAUCAGAACUCUCCUGUAACAAAGGGUGGAGAGGUUCCAAAAAGGAUUUGUGAGAAAGGCUUCAUGAAGAAGAAAUGUAGAAAGCCAUUGGUUGCUUCAGAUGAUGCAAGACCCGGAAAAGGAGACAACCUACACAAGCUCAAUAUCCACCAUAGUGAUGGUGCCAAAUAUAUGUCAUACUUAAAGAUAAGCAAGAAGCAGCACCAACUUGUUAAGAGCAUGAAGCAGUCUGGUAAAAGCAUUCAAUCCAAUUCUCUUAACGGUGUUUUAGGUGACUUUGAUACUUUGCAUGUACAACCAUAUGAAGAAUUUGUGAAAGAGGAACAUAAGAAGUUGCAGGAACAUUGGAUGCAAUUGGCAAACAAAGAUCUUCCUGCAGCAUAUGCAAUCUGGAGAGAAAGACAGUUUCAGAGACGGGAGAUAACCAAAUCUUUGGAGGAAGAGAUGGAAGGUCAACUAAAAUAUCCAGUGGAGUAUCUAGAGAAAGAUGGCCAUGCGUUUCAGCUUCAGGAUCAGAGUGAUCAAGGCGCAAACCAAAAUGAGACUAAUGCGGAGGAUAAGCAGGAACAUAACCACGAGAUUUUGCUUCGGGAUCAGAAUGAUCAUGAAGUAGGAAUCCAAGAAUCCAACAUUUCUGACAAUGAAGAUUCUGUAGCUGACUGCCCACAUGAUCAGUCUCUGCAGCAUAUUUCCUCCCUUUCUGUUGGCCAGGAUCUUAACCCUAUAGAUAUGAAUACGGAAAAUGGUCAUGUCCAUUUGAACUCUGAUUCAGAUGAAGCUUCUCCACAUGUAUCCGAGUACUCAGGGAGCAUGCAUGUCGCAGAUGCUUCCAUUGAUCAGGGAGUUCCCAUCUCUUCUGGUGGAGAUGUCUGGUCAGCAGUUAGCAUACCCAAUUCAUAUUAUAAUUCUACUGCAAACAAUGAAUACACAUCUAGUGGUAUAUUGUCACUGCCACACCAAGUUAAUGAAGAACAACGCUCUCAGUUGAUUGAUUUGGAAUCUGAAGUGCAUGAAGAAGACACUGGGAAAGCUUUGUUGCACAGACAGUCUGAUGAUGGUUCUUUCAGUUCUUAUCCAAACCAUGAUCGUAGUGGGUUGCUUCAAUCUUUGUUCAAAGGUCAGGUAAUGUUGCCCUACCAUAAUGAACAAAAACAAACAGGGUUAGAUUUUCAAUCACCAAAUGAUGUUCUAAUGCAAGAUGGUCAGUAUACCGGGCAUCUCCAGGGGCAGCUUCAGCCCUCGCUGUCACUUGAACAGGGACAGAAGAGGCACACUGAGGAUUACAUGCAACAAAAUAUAUCAGAGGACAUUUAUUCUGAGGGAGGAGGAUUCUUGAUUCCAAGACAAGGACCUGCACCACCAGUCAAUCUGCAAGACUGGAAUGUUAAUCCUGUUCGCAUGCCAGCACGGCUCCAAUCCCAUCUGAAUGAUGAUGGCUUGUUAACCCAGAACUGGUUCUCCAGGGAGCAUCAAGUUCGUGGGGACUGGACUGGUGCAGGUGGUGCUAGUGUCUCAAACCAGAGCAUUGGAAGUAAUGCAGAUCAAAGCCUAUUUAGUGUUCUAUCCCAGUGUAACCAACUGAAUACUAGAAGCCCCAUUAACCAAUUACGUUCUGGUAGCCCCAUCAAUCAGCGUCCAAAUGGUGCCUUUGAUUCAGCGGGCUCUGCUGAGCAGUUUGUGUUGCCGAGGAACUAUGGUAUGGUGAGUGGCGUUACCCCCAGGAUCAGUAAUGCUUUACCACAAGCUGCUCAUCCACUUGACUACUUUAGUGGGCGUGACUCUGCUAGUUCCCUGAUGCCUGAUGAUAUGGGAUGGAUGCCUUUGCCACAGAAUUCUGCUUUACAUGAUCCAAUGGGGAAACCGUACUUAAGGUCGUGGAAUCAGUGA